AUGGCGGAAUCAUCGCUUCUCAUGUUUUCAGCCAGGGACCUUCUCGCGACUCCAAGCCACGAAGGCUUAGCGUACUUCGUCGAGAAACUCUUCAAGCCUCAUGAAACCUACGAGUACCAAAACGCGCAAGCUCUGUACAAGUUCUGCGUCGUCAACUUCUCGAACUGCUUAACCCUAAUGCUUCUCAAGGUGUAUCUACAUUCUCCCGACGACCUCAUCAGGUUCCGAGCGAUCAGUCUCCUCUCCGAAGCCCUCACCGGUCUAAGAAACCGCAGCUUCGAGCUCUCUCCCGUGGCACUCGAUGUUAUAAAGCCUCUUCUUGUUUCUUGCCUGACGAUGCCGGAAGCCAAGAAGCCUGACACCAAGAUGCUAAGAAGAAUCGUUUCUUGCGUAGCAAGAAAUGCUAUGAAGCUUGAUCCUCACGGGUGGGACGAGCUUGGAGAUUGUAUGCUCACGCUCGUGAACACAGAUCCUGUUAGGGCUUUCAAUGUCUUUCUUGAUCUGCCGCAACUCCAUGUUGGCUUCAUCAACCGGUUCUUUAAACACCUCAUUGAAGAAAUCGAGGAUGUACUGUUGCUUAAUGAUGAGCAAGAUACAGACGAAGAGUACUGGAGUCUAGCUCUUGAAACUGCUGUUAAGCUAGGGAUUCAGCUUUCUAAUUCAGAAAAGGGUUUGGAUGUGGCAAGGGUGAUUCUUGACACUGUUCUCAAGUCAGCUAAUCUGCUUGUGAGGAAGGGUGAAGAACAGCUUCUGCAACGAGGGCUUGCUCAUCUCGUGAAGUUCCUUGCGCUAGACGCUAACACGUGUAGAUACGGUAGGAACCAAUGCGGGUUUUUGUCAGAGUUUGCGUUCAAGAUCUCGAGAAUCGGAACUCACACCAAAGAGGCUGCGAUGAAGAUCAAUCAGAUGGUCACGAAGCUUGAGAGUCACGUCUCCGACCAAGCCUUCAAACUCAGCCCCUCUCAAGGGUUUGAUCAUGACUUGUACAACAAGUUAAAGACCAUAUCCGCUGUGGAAAUCUUGCGAAUGGUCGCAUCAACUACGAUGGAUGACAAGUCCAGAGAGAUAGCAAUCGGACGACUCCACGAUAUGCUUUGUGACCACACUUCAAAGAGAGCGGAGAUUGAUGUUUUGGAGGUGAUACAGUUCAAGAAACCGCUUAUGUCUUGCCUCACUGAAGUAGGAGUUACCGAGAACACGUUCAAGAUUCUUGGCAAGGUGGUGUUUCACGUUGCGCUUGAGUUAUUGUCCUACCAAGAGGAUAAAUGGUUCGAGCUAUGGGACUAUAUUGCAUCAGAGUGCAGUACACAGUUCGAGAGAACCGUUUAUAUCUUCCAGUGCUUGACAAUGAUGUCUGAUGAUAACGAAUAUGUAAUUCAUGCGGUUGAUAAACUACUCCUGGAGAUAAGGACAAGGUUGAACCCACCAGGAGAGUUGUUGGUUGAUAAUAGCUCCUGGGUGUUGGCGUUUGUGGGUGGGUUCUGUGCUGCUAUUCACUUGUUAGAGCUCUACACUAAAUCAGUUGCGGAGACUGUAGAUAAGAUGGUUGAUUCAGUAAGAGAGCUUGUGGAAAGAGGAAUGGAAGUUGGGCUUGUGAGGAGAGCUUUCACAGAUCUUGAAAGCGUUGUGAAGAAACAGGUGGAGUGGUAUGAUGGUAAUGAGUAUAAAUUCAUCAAGGCUUUGCUUUGGAAGCUCUAUGAGAUCAAAGGCCUGAGAAUGGAGAGUAGGAUGGUGUUGUGGAGAAUCAAUGUGGUUCUUGAGAAGGGAACGCCCAAUGUGGAUAAAGAGCUUCCAGAGAGAGUCUUACAUAGCAACCUCAUUGAAUGACAUGAACGAACUUUCCCAACAUCUUCUGAGGAUGUUUCUUCAACCAUUACACUCAUCUCCUUGAACAAGCAUG
Messenger RNA from Brassica oleracea var. oleracea, 1900 nucleotides. RefSeq lists its product as uncharacterized. The record is from RefSeq and is a predicted model, not a curated record. Bases 1 to 1827 code for a protein of 608 amino acids. The transcript has a single exon. NCBI's taxonomy places the organism in Eukaryota, Viridiplantae, Streptophyta, Magnoliopsida, Brassicales, Brassicaceae.